Fusarium musae is the source of this 1332-nucleotide messenger RNA. RefSeq names its product autophagy protein (gene ATG18). Gene Ontology annotation, biological process: protein localization to phagophore assembly site; nucleophagy; protein lipidation. Bases 1 to 1332 code for a protein of 443 amino acids. Gene Ontology annotation, molecular function: phosphatidylinositol-3,5-bisphosphate binding; phosphatidylinositol-3-phosphate binding; protein binding. The record is from RefSeq and is a predicted model, not a curated record. NCBI's taxonomy places the organism in Eukaryota, Fungi, Ascomycota, Sordariomycetes, Hypocreales, Nectriaceae. Gene Ontology annotation, cellular component: cytosol; phagophore assembly site membrane; fungal-type vacuole membrane. The transcript has 3 exons.
AUGGCUACUCCCACCCUCAAUUUCAUCACUUUCAAUCAAGACCACAGCUGUCUUGCUGUUGGUACUUCCAAGGGCUUUCGCAUCUACCAUACCGAUCCUUUCUCUCGAAUCUUCAGUAGCGACGAUGGCAACAUUGCUAUUAUCGAGAUGCUGUUCUCUACCUCCCUCGUCGCUCUCAUUCUUUCUCCUCGCCAUCUCAUAAUUCAGAACACUAAGAGAGCAUCUGUCAUUUGCGAACUUACCUUCCCCUCGGCCGUUCUAGCUGUCCGAUUGAACCGAAAGCGCCUGGCGGUCGUUCUUGAGGAUGAAAUAUACCUCUACGAUAUCAGCAACAUGAGCCUCCUGCAUACGAUCCCGACUUCGCCGAAUCCUUCUGCUAUAUGCGCCCUCUCACCUUCCUCCGAGAAUUGUUUCAUCGCCUAUCCGCUGCCCAAGCCUCGAGAGGAUCCUGACGCCCGGCGCCCUGCUCACGCACCUCCUCAUUCAGCUUUUGUUGCGCCUACUUCAGGCGAAGUGUUGGUCUUCGAUACUCUUACCCUGAAAGCUGUCAACGUCAUCGAGGCGCAUCGCUCGCCGUUAUGCUGCAUCUGUCUCAAUAAUGAGGGUACUCUGCUCGCUACAGCCAGCGAGACAGGCACUAUCAUUCGCGUCUUUUCGGUACCAAAGGGCCAAAAGCUAUAUCAAUUUCGACGUGGAACCUACCCAUCCACUAUCUACAGCAUGUCAUUUAAUCUGAGCUCGACGCUAUUAUGCGUCUCUUCGACUUCAGAUACGGUUCAUAUCUUCCGACUUGGGGUCCCCCCAGGAAACAACACACCGGCUGGGGCUCCCAUUGAGUCCCCAGGCUCGCAGCGGCAGGAUCGUUGGUCUCGAGCAAGGAGCUUCGAUGACCCCGAAUCCCCAGGCACCAGUGCAGGCGACUCGCCCAAGAACGAAUCUUCUGAUGUCGUUUCGUCUGGGAAUGGCGCAGGCAGCAGCAAUAGCGCAGGACAUACAAGACAGAGUGGCUCAUUCAGUAGUAUGCUUCGCCGCUCUUCACAAAUAAUGGGCCGAGGAGUUGCUGGUGUCGUGGGGUCCUACCUACCUCAAUCCGUAACAGAAAUGUGGGAACCUCUACGCGAUUUCGCUUAUAUCAAGAUACCAAAAUCUACAGUUCCUUCGGGGACUUCAAGGGCUCUACGUGAUGCUCCAGGAGGUCCCUUACGAAGCGUUGUAGCGAUGAGUAGCAGUAGUCCUCAAGUAAUGGUUGUCACUAGCGAUGGCGGCUUUUACGUUUACAAUAUUGACAUGGAACACGGCGGAGAAGGCUACCUAGUCAGGCAAUUCUCGUAA